Molecule: messenger RNA, 618 nt
Organism: Mollisia scopiformis
Lineage: Eukaryota; Fungi; Ascomycota; Leotiomycetes; Helotiales; Mollisiaceae
Exons: 4
Coding region: 1-480 (159 amino acids)
Source: RefSeq, a predicted model, not a curated record
AUGCCAUCCUAUCUCUUCAAGAUGAUCAUCAUCCUCCUCAUCCUUGUUCCUUUGAUCCCCGCUGCUCGCGAUUCUGGCCGCACUGCUCUGAAACCUUCCAACUUCGGUGUUUUGAACUACCAAGGCACUCUGCAAGGCAUUGAUGUUGAUCUCAAUGGCACUAUUGAAUCCAAGACCCAAUGCUGCACUGGUUCCUCAACUGCUCCCAGCCCCGCCGCUAUCUUGAAGGCUAUCAACUGGCUCCUCGGUGUUCCAGGUGACUGCUGGGCCCCUGCCAACAGCUGUGUCCAACUCUCUUGCACUUCGGACUCUGCCAUCGUGCUCUGCAACACCAACUCGAACUCCGUCGACCCUAGUUGCCCCUCCCUCGGAAGCCUUGCUCAGGACGUCUACAGCUCAUGCACAAAUGGUGCAGGUAUCUGUGGCUCUCAGGUCGACAGUAAUUGCUACGAGAUUACCAACGAACGUGGCUCAUGUUAGCUCGGUAAGUGGACAAUUCUUUUCGGAUAUUGCAUUGGAUUUUGGAAAGCGGGCUGGGCGGGAUGUUAGGUCUAUUCUUUAGGACGCGUUCCUGGUGUGCUACAACUAGGUAUUUUGCAUUUUGAAAAGUAGACUUGA